AUGUCCUGUAUAGUGCGUGCCCUCGUCAAGGCGGUAGCGUUGCCUGUAAAGUUGACGGCGAAGGUUUUAGGAAAAGUAAGCAGAGCAGCAGCCAAGGCGGGGAUCGGCCUGAGAACACAAACAUGCCGCAACCGUGACAGGCACAGAGCACGGCACGGUCACUCACCCAGGCUUCGAGACGGGAAUGGCCGUCAAAAACUCAACAGCAGCAACCGGAAGAAAGGCAGCGAGGGAAGGGCGACGAAGCCUAUUCUUGUAAACAAGAAAAUGUCGGCAGUGUCACAAGAGAAACAUGGCGAUGGGCCAGAAAAACAGUCGAUGGCAAAACUGGAAAGUAAGGGGGAAAAGUCCAAACCCGGUUCUCAAGCAUUUGCAGAAAUUCUCACAAAGGAAAUGCAUGCAACCCGAGAAGAUCCCCAAACCAGAGGGGAAAAUGAAGCCGAUAUUACACGUCCGCACAAAACAAAGUGGCAAAAAAAGAAUCCAAAUGCAAAUCUCCCUUCGCACCGAAGCAAAGGCAGGGAACCGGCGCAUUCAAAUGAAGAUGCAAGACAUGUUUCUGGAUUCAACAGCGCACAAGGCAUCAAGCACAAAGAGCAUCAGAACGCGAAAUUGCAUGAACAACCAGAGAAGAGGCCCAAGAAAAAGCCGGGAGCCGUUGUGCAAGAAUACGCCUUAUCUGAGGCGCAUUUGCUUCAUGGGCAAGCGAGCCUGCAAGACAAACAUUUAGCUAAAGGAACCAGAGGCCAAGAUAAGGAGCAUGGUGAAGAACUUUUUGGGGUUGCGAGAGGAGAGCGGUCUUCAGAGGAGAAAAACCGCAAGGACCCAGCAGGCAUGCCUAAGGUGGCCCAAGAGAUGGAAUGCUCCAUAAAAGACGGUAGUUCAAAGCAACGCACUGCGCGGUGGCAGGAGAAAAGGCAGUCAGAAGAUGGCAAGCCGCCUACAAGAAUGGAUGCUACAAAAUGCAUGGACUCACCACCAGCUGAAGUGACGGAAGAAAGUCAAAAGAAUAGGAGCCAUACGCAGAGUUUCGACGCAGGAAAAAACAUAGUGGGCAGGCGUACGGCAGAGGCGAGAAGGGCAGAAGUUUCAAAAAGCUCCAGGAAGCAUCUACAAUGCGAAAAACCCACUUCAAAUCAACUUCCCGGGACCGACGGGGAGCUGGAGAAAGACGCCGUUUUUGUACAAUGCAACAGUGCAACAAGACUGCCAGCAGCAGCCAGGGCAACUGACCCAAUCUCCAGCAGCGACAAGAAAACAAAAUGCCAGCAGAUUGUCAACGAGCGUCUAGCUGAGAUUAGGUCUGCUGAACAAAGCUUCACAUUUGGUUGCCAAAACUGCGACUCUGACUUCUGCGAAGACAAGCAGCUGACAGAUCAAACAACGCUGUUCGGCAUCGAAUGCAGGCUUCUUCCCGAGUCUGCUUGUUCAGCAGAGUGGAAACGUUUUGCAUGA
Messenger RNA from Eimeria acervulina, 1455 nucleotides. RefSeq lists its product as hypothetical. The transcript is spliced from 4 exons. The coding region runs from base 1 to 1455 and encodes 484 amino acids. The record is from RefSeq and is a predicted model, not a curated record. Lineage: Eukaryota; Apicomplexa; Conoidasida; Eucoccidiorida; Eimeriidae.